AUGUCAACACAACUAUCGACAACUGAAUAUAACAAAGCUUUGACGUAUAAAAUCGGAGAAAAAUGUCUUUGUUAUCAUGGGCCUAUGAUUUAUGAAGCGAAGGUGAGCGAGAAUUAUAAAGGUGGUGAAGGAGCUUACGAGUUAGAAAAAUCUUCGUAUAUGGUGAGAGGGGAUAUACCUUGCAAGUUAAUCUUGAUUCCGUUUGAUAAACAGAUAUUGAAAGCUCAAAUAUUUGAGGAGAAACACCCCGAAUCUAAUGAAACAGGGCCACACUACUUGAUUCAUUAUAAGGGGUGGAAAAACACGUAUGUUUGGUCUUAUUCUGAUUAUACUGGUUCAUCUUGGGACGAAUGGGUAGUUGAAUCACGUGUACUAAAGUUCAAUGAAGCCAAUCUUAGUAAGCAAAAACAAUUAAAAACGGCUUUUUCGCAAAACAAAACUAAGGCUUCGGCCGGUGCUGCCGCUUCAUCGAUAGGAUCGAUUACACCAACGCCCGGAAGAAAAAGUGCAACAGAUCCUGCUUAUGUAUCUCCAGAGAAGAGUAAAAAGAGGAAGCGAGAAUUGUUUGACAAGAAUGAUCUUAUUAAACGUCAAAAACUCGCACUGUUUGAUCUACCCGAGCCAUUAAAAGCACUACUAGUGCACGAUUGGGAAUGCAUUAAUAAAUCUCAAUUGUUGGUACCCUUGCCGCGAAGCCCAACCGUCCAAAAUAUCAUUGUUGAUUAUAAGCUUCACUUGCAAGAAAAGCACGGUGAAAUUGGGGAUGAGACCGAAGAAGUGCUAAAAGGUGUCAAACUUUAUUUCAAUAAAUCAUUGGGUGGACGUCUCUUGUAUCAGGACGAACGAGAACAGUACCGUGAGAUGCGAAAUAAAUACGAGGCACCUGUUGAUUAUGUUGAUAUUUAUGGCGCAGAACAUUUGUUAAGAUUAUUUGUUACAUUUCCCGAAAUCUUGAAUCAAACGCUGCUUAACGAUGAGAUCUUGGAAAUGUUAAAAGAGUUAAUAGUGAAUUUUAUUAACAUUAAUAGUCCAGAGCUAUCGAGUACCAUCUCCGUAGUACUGAUGGACGAUGUUCUGGGGCAUCAUACUAAAAAAUUCACACCUAACCAUAAAAGUCUAGCUAAUGUGUAUGCGACGACUAAAAAGGACAAACUCCCGAGACACCCAAACAAACCAUUUUCGUGGACUAUUGUAUUGGAUCUGUCACUUGACGGAUUUUUCGAAUUUAUUAAAAACAAACAUCACCAGAUUUAUAUAAGAAGAAAUGAUACUAGAUAG
Messenger RNA from Ambispora gerdemannii, 1278 nucleotides. The record is from the annotation of a GenBank genome assembly. NCBI's taxonomy places the organism in Eukaryota, Fungi, Glomeromycota, Glomeromycetes, Archaeosporales, Ambisporaceae.